AUGGCACGCCUUACCGAGAUCGAGGACGGAUCGGACAGCGAAGAUGUACGCGCUCCUGCCGCCACAUCUUCCUCUUCGUCCAAAACAGCAGGACUGACGCAGGCACAGCAGGAAGAGAUUCUAUUCAAGUCCGGCAUCAUCGAGAAGCUGGGCCUGCCCAAGGACUUUGUCAGCAUGGACGAAGCUCAAGCCCAGCUCGACACGCUCAAGCAUGGAGAAGCCGGCGCUGGAGUCGGACGAGCUCGUAACGGAUCGGAGCAGGAUGAACCAGACGAUUCCGAGGACGACUACGGCGUGGCUUCGGACCAUGAGCUGGACGGAGACGACAACGCGGAUCGAUUGAUGCAGGAGCAAGAAGCGACAGAGAUGAGCCCGCAGGUCGAGAGCAUCCUGGAUCUGAUCAUCUGGACCAUGCCCUUCGGCUUCAUGUAUACGCUGCUCGACGUGCUGGUGCGCCAGCAGUACGGAGAUACCGUUGGGCUCGCAGACGAGGCAGUGCGCUUGAUCCGAGCGCUUCCAGUCCUCGGCUUCUUCAUCCACUUCAACCUCACGUCGCAGCGACAGGCGUUGAUACAGGUGCUGCUGUUUGGCAUCUGCUCGGCGUGCGGCUGCUCUCUGAUCUACAUUGUCAACAAGUCGUCGUACGAUGUGGUGAUUCAGCGAGUGGCACCGCUGGGCACACUCUGGAUCUUUUCGGUGGUGCGACUGGACCUUCUGCCGGCAUGCAUCAGCCUCGGCAUCGUUGCGAUGUUUGUGCAGCAGAUGGGGCUGCGUAUCAUGUUCGACUAA
Molecule: messenger RNA, 789 nt
Organism: Moesziomyces antarcticus
Lineage: Eukaryota; Fungi; Basidiomycota; Ustilaginomycetes; Ustilaginales; Ustilaginaceae
Exons: 4
Coding region: 1-789 (262 amino acids)
Source: RefSeq, a predicted model, not a curated record